Molecule: messenger RNA, 3981 nt
Organism: Oncorhynchus kisutch (coho salmon)
Lineage: Eukaryota; Metazoa; Chordata; Actinopteri; Salmoniformes; Salmonidae
Product: galanin receptor type 1
Exons: 3
Coding region: 516-1634 (372 amino acids)
Biological process (GO): positive regulation of cytosolic calcium ion concentration; negative regulation of adenylate cyclase activity; G protein-coupled receptor signaling pathway
Cellular component (GO): plasma membrane
Molecular function (GO): galanin receptor activity
Source: RefSeq, a predicted model, not a curated record
CCCAGAUGUUAGCCUACACGAGAAUGAUGUCAUUCGAUAUCUUAUACAUCGCAUUGUGCAUAAUUAUGACCGCGAGAACGUGGACGGGUCAAGUUUAAUUUUGGAGUGCUUUUUAGUACAUCUUGGGCGGUGGUACUGAAAGCUGACGUGAGACGCGCAGCCCAGCCCCUUCUAUAAUAUGGAGUGGGAAAUAGGGCGAGGAGGGAUUUGAGCGGAGCCAUCCAGCGACUGAGGACGCACCAGGUUCAGACAGCAACUGCAUUACGCACCAAGAAUAUAUAGAACAGUACACUCUGGGCAGCUAACUUCAGACAUAUUGACAAAAUGUAUCGUAAAAAGUAUCUUCACUUACAUUGUAUCGAAAAACAAUGAGGAACAUUGUAACGAAUUGAGAUACAAUAUUGUGUGAUGGCUGUAUUCAAGAGACUCAAGAGACUUUGAAACAAAUUAUGCUUUUGUUAUCUGAAUAGGCAAAAACGUCUGACAAGCUACUGUCAAACGACCCAUGAAGACAUAUGAAGGCAUUUAUGCGCCCUACAGUUAAAUUUGAAAAUAGUCCAGCACUAGAAAAAGUGAUGAACUCGUCUGCUUCGGACAACCUAACCGAAUUUGCAUCAUGGUAUCUCAACAGAACGGAUGUCGAGGAGGAAAAUCAGAAACUUCUGUUCGGGAUUGGCAUGGACAACUUCAUUACGCUUUUAGUUUUCGGACUCAUCUUUACGCUUGGAGUGUUGGGAAACUCCAUGGUCAUCACGGUACUGGCACGUAGUAAACCCGGAAAACCACGGAGCACCACCAACAUAUUCAUCCUCAACCUUAGCAUCGCCGACCUGUCCUAUCUGCUUUUCUGCAUCCCUUUUCAGUCAACUAUUUACAUGAUGCCGACAUGGGUUCUAGGUGCCUUCAUCUGCAAGUUUAUUCAUUAUUUCUUCACCGUUUCCAUGCUGGUCAGUAUUUUCACCUUGUCCGCAAUGUCGGUGGACCGCUACAUUGCCAUUGUUCACUCCAGAAAGUCGUCCUACAUCCGCGUGUCAAAGCACGCUUUGAUCGGAGUGGUGGUCAUUUGGAUACUAUCUUUGGCCAUGGCGGCGCCAGUCGCGGUCAUACACAACAUAUACCAGAGAGACGAGAAUCACACUUAUUGCUGGGAAGUGUGGCCGGAUCAAAACCAAAAGAAAGUCUAUGUUGUGUGCACGUUUGUUUUUGGUUAUGUAUUGCCCCUGCUGCUGAUUUCGUUCUGUUACGCAAAGGUUUUAAAUCACCUGCACAAAAAACUCAAAAACAUGUCCAGAAAGUCAGAGGCAUCGAAAAAGAAGACUGCCCAGACGGUUCUUGUAGUGGUGGUGGUGUUCUGCCUGUCAUGGCUCCCCCACCAUGUGGUCCACCUGUGGGUGGAGUUUGGCAACUUCCCCUUGACCCAGUGGUCCUUCUUGUUCCGGGUGGCAGCCCACUGCCUAGCCUAUAGCAACUCCUCCGUCAACCCUGUCAUCUAUGCCUUCCUCUCGGAGAACUUCAGGAAGGCCUACAAGCAGGUGUUCAGGUGUCAGGUUACCAACUCCCCUCUCAAUGAACUCAAGGAGUUCCGCAGCAAGGUGGACAACACACCGCCCUCCACCAACUGCACCAACGUCUGAUUGGAGGUCACCGAGUGCCAGCUCAACUACGGCCAUGAUGAUUGGCUGUUUUCAAGGGUCCUCCUGAGACAUAAUGCUAUGUGGUUCCAUGUUUCGAUUCGGAAACGGUAUGAAGACAAUAUGAAGAAAACUGGAUUCCAUCGUCAAAAUGAUGCCACGCCAGACGAUGUGCCAUACUGGACGUGUGUAGUGAGCGUCUCUUUCUCUCUCUUUAUCUUGCUUCCUCUCUCUCGUUCUCUCUGUCAUUAUCACAGGAAGAUUGCAGAGUCUGACUCUCGGGAAAGGAGAGAAUGUGGACUUUGAUAUUUCACUGGCCAAUCUUAUUAUACAUCAAAACUGUGAAUGUUUGGUCAAUUGCCUUCUUACAUGUGCAUGUGCAUAUUGUUGGUCCUUUGUGAUGCUGUAUUGCUGCUCUCUUCAGUAGCAAUUGAAAUGAGUGUCUGUAAUAUAGCUUCACUCUACACAUUAAAGCCUGAUGUUACUGCUGUAUAUGUUACAUGGUAGCCUAUCAUGGAGUAGUUUUGAAUUGUCAAAACAUAUUAGCUAUUGCUCUAUUAGAUGUUGCCCAGAAUAUAAAAAAUGUAUACAGUGUAAUUAUGUCUUUAAAGUUGAAUACUGUUUGAAGAGAAAACAUUUUGUUGUUUGAAUGUAAUGGUCAAUUCUCUUGUUGUGAGUUGCCAACGUGUAUACAAGGGAAAUGUUGUCUGUAUAACCUAAACCUGUCUUGCCAUCUGUAAUAGACUUUGCAAUGAAAAUAAAAAACACGAGUUGGGAUUUUUAAUAACGCUAUUGUAUAAACUAUUUUAAAAAAUAUUCAAAUGUGUACUCAAUAUAAGCCUACUUUAUCUUAUUAAUUGAAUCGGUGUAUGAUAAUUGAAUCGGUGUAUGAUAAUUGAAUCGGUGUAUGGUAAUUGAAUCGGUGUAUGGUAAUUGAAUCGGUGUAUGGUAAUUGAAUCGGUGUAUGAUAUGCAAAGUCCAUGUUUUAUGGCGUAUUGUUUUGUCAUGACAUUGGCUUGUACAUUAGAGCUUGUACAGGUGCUGUAUGUGGUUCAAAGGCAUUGUGUGGGAUCUCGUUACCCUUUGACUUCCAUUUCUGCCCAUCAUUAGAGAGUAAACUAAAGAAAAAUCUUCAAAGAUCAGAGUGCCAAGAUUUUGUUUGUCUGUGGUAACCACUUACAAUCAGAAGUAGGCAGAAAAAAAACACACACAAUUAUUCUCACAAAAGCAUAUCCUGCCCCUUUUCACAGCUAACACCACAUCCAUGUUUGGUAGUUCAGUAUAUGUGAGAGAGAUUUGAAAAAAAAGUUACUUCUUCUCAUUUUAUGUGUCGAAAGCUAGCUAGUACUCUUUAAAUAUUUUGUUUGGUUAACAUAAGCCAAUCAGGGAUUGCCUACUCUAGAUAGAGAACAAUAAUGAACACAGUAAAAAACUAAAAACAUGGAAGAGACAGCACUUUGGUUAUUUCUAUCCAUGGUAUAGGAGAAAAGUCUCUCAUACGGAUUUGUAUAUAUUUGAGUACUGCCAUGGGAAACUCUCUUCGUGGUCAUUGUACGGUGCGUGGCUAUCUCCAUAGGGAGGCGCAGUUGCACACUCUUACUUAAGCGUAAACGAAUGUCAGUAAUGAACAUCUAGAAUGGGUAAGGUUUAGGCAUGCUAUGAAGUGGUUAGGGUAAGUGGUAGGCAGGGUAAGGCUAAGUUUAGGUAUGCUACUGUAGCAAGUGGCUACGGUAAGUGUUAGGGUAAGGUUGGAAAACAAGGACAUGCAUGGAGUGGAAACUGCUGGUACUCGCAGAUUACAAAUCCUGCAAUUUACAUUCGCCCACAAUCCCCAACCAAGCAACGUGACUCUUGUCACGUUCCCACUCACCACCACAUAAGGGCGUUACAAUUACACUCAGCUGCACGUAGAAUCGUUGGAACUACUAAUGAUUUGGAACUACUAAUUAUUUAUUUCACUUUGUAUUUACGGAUUAAUGCAACCCAGAGACUAUCAAGUGAUAAUCAUGUUAAAUUAUUCAUUUUUUAUCCCUCAUUACUCGUUAUCGGUGUGUUUUAAUGAAGACUCUCUUGAUGAAUUAAGACUCUUGAAUGAUUCUUUCGUUUCUGCUCCAGAACACUGUGAAUCAAAUAUUUGCUUUCUGGAAUAGAAUACACGUUCUACACAUAUCUAUCUGUAUUUGAAUUUCUAAAAUGUUUGGGAAAAUGUAAAACGCUUCUUUUUUGUUUUUGUUUUUGUGCCAUAUUAUGCUGACAAAAAUCUACACUUUAAUAUUAUGCCAAUGCAGUGCUUAUACAUGUUGAUAUCACAUUAAACUGUUGUGACAAGCAAUAUGUUUCCUCAUGAAAA